Molecule: messenger RNA, 3199 nt
Organism: Xyrichtys novacula (pearly razorfish)
Lineage: Eukaryota; Metazoa; Chordata; Actinopteri; Labriformes; Labridae
Source: the annotation of a GenBank genome assembly
GGGCGCCUCUCUUGUUUACCACCUGGCCUCCCUGUGAAAAUGUCUUCAUCUCCCUUUUCUGCCCCUCAUUUUUACUCUGUUCCUCUUGCCCUAAAUUCCAUAAGGUCUCACAAGAGUUGAUAAAGCGUUAGUUAAGAUAAAGCACUCUCUUCGGGGAUUCUGCCGUUUGUUUGUCAUCACAUUGGUGACCAAUUGACUUCACAUCCCCUCGACACGGGCUGAUCACGUUUCUGCUCGACCAAUGGGAGGCGGCUGUGAUGCUCAGCAGCGCUAUAAAAACAAGGUGGACACACAGGGACGAGCAGGAAUGAAAAACAAUAGAAACACGCACACAGACAAAGCGUCUAGAGACUGUUUUAACUUUUUGAUAUUUUUUUAUACUUAACAUAAGGUAAGUCCGACCUGUUUUUUUUGAUUUUGUUGGCUGGUUUCUGCUGGUGUGUGCAAAUUCUACCAGGCGAAACGCUGUUCCUGUUUGUGUGCUGCAGAAACUUUCCCUUUGUGUUCACUUGUUAGGUUAACCCGUUAAGUGAUGCCUGUUUAACGCAAGUAUUGUGUGCUUAAUGUUGUGCGAUGUUUGUUUUUAGCCACCUAUCGUUUUACUUUAGCCUUUGUUGACUUUUUAGUGAGAAGAACAGAUGAAGUCGUGACAAAGCAGUUCAUUUAUGCAGCACCUUGCAAAACAACAGGUUUCUAUCAGGGAAGAAACACCGUGGUAGACAGAUGUUAGCACAAGGAUGUCAAAAUAUAUUGUCAGAAAUGAACCCACAAACACACAGUAAUGAUAACAUAAAAAUACAGAAAUUAGCUUAUUAGGAAAGAAACCUGAGAAAAAAGAUCGAGUUCUUCAUAAUUCUGUGCCUCUGGUGCUGUUUAGUUCUGCACACUUCCUGUCAGAGCUUUCAGCUGAACCCUUGUAUGUCAGCCUCGUGUUUUUCCAUACAUUCCUCUGUUAUUUAUGUGCUUCCACAUACAGAGGCUCCUCUGUUUGAAGCUUCCCAUUGCUGCUUUUCUCCUCUGCAGGUUCUGGGGUCAAGAAAAUGGCCACCUCAACAAGUUCAAAACUAAACAAAGCUGUUAAGCAGCAGUACAUGGGUCUCCCUCAGGGAGACAAGGUCCAAGCCAUGUACAUAUGGAUAGAUGGAUCUGGAGAGGGGCUGCGCUGCAAGACCAGGACACUGGAUUGUGAACCCAAAACAGUAGAGGGUAAGAUCUGGCUCCAGUUUGUUUGAUUUUUCUUGGUAACACAGUAGAAGAAUUUUAUCUCAUUGAUUUGUGUUUUCUUUAUCAGAUCUCCCAGAGUGGAACUUUGAUGGCUCCAGCACCUACCAGUCUGAGGGCUCCAACAGUGACAUGUACCUCAUCCCUGCAGCCAUGUUCAGGGACCCAUUCAGAGAGGACCCCAACAAGCUGGUGCUUUGUGAGGUGCUCAAGUACAACCGCAAACCUGAUGGUAAAUGAAUGAGGGAAAAAAAACUUGAUUUUUUUAUCGAUUAAAGCUGCUGCAGAAUCUCCACUCAUUCCCGUCUCCAAUAGACAACAACCUCCGCCACACGUGUAAACAGAUCAUGAGCAUGGUGGAGAACAGCCACCCGUGGUUUGGUAUGGAGCAGGAAUACACCCUCCUAGGAACAGAUGGGCAUCCCUUUGGCUGGCCUUCCAAUGGUUUCCCAGGUCCACAGGGUGAGUAUCCAGUAUCUGCCAGGAUCACUGUGAGAUGACAUGUAACAGAGGCCAGCUGUGUGUUCAUAAGUGUUUUCUUUCCCACCUCUUUAGGCCCUUACUACUGUGGCGUGGGAGCAGACAAGGCCUAUGGUCGAGACAUAGUGGAGGCUCACUACAGAGCCUGUCUAUAUGCUGGGGUUCAGAUCUGUGGCACCAAUGCUGAAGUCAUGCCAGCUCAGGUAUGUUCUGUUACAUAUUUUUGAUACUCUUACAGGUCAAUCUGUUGUGGUGUGUGUGUGUGUGUGUGUGUGUGUGUCCCUCCCAACUAGGACAAAAUCAGUUCGUAAUGGGUCUGCGUCUGUGUUUCAGUGGGAGUUCCAGGUUGGACCUUGUGAAGGUAUCAACAUGGGGGACCAUCUGUGGAUUGCUCGCUUCAUCCUCCACAGGGUGUGUGAGGAUUUUGGCGUGAUUGCCUCCUUUGACCCCAAGCCAAUCCCUGGGAACUGGAACGGUGCUGGCUGCCACACAAACUUCAGCACAAAGGAAAUGAGAGAGGACAAUGGACUCAAGUACAAUAAGUUUUUAUUUUAUUUUAUUUUUUUCAGCAAAUGAAGUAAAAUUUUGAUCAAGUUGUCGCUAACUAUCUUUUUUUUUUUUUUUUUUUUCUACAGAGUCAUCGAGGAGGCGAUUGAAAGGCUGGCCAAGAGACACAGGUAUCACAUCCAGGCGUACGAUCCCAGAGGAGGGCUUGACAAUGCCAGAAGGCUCACUGGCCACCAUGAAACCUCAAAUAUAGACGAGUUCUCAGCUGGCGUGGCAAACCGCGGUGCCAGCAUCCGCAUUCCACGCGCUGUGGGGCAAGACAAGAAGGGCUACUUCGAGGACCGCCGUCCAUCUGCUAACUGCAACCCGUACAUAGUCACAGAGUCUCUGGUUCGCACAUGCAUUCUCAAAGAAGAAGGAGAUGAGCCUACCGAAUAUAACAAGUAAACAUUUUGAGACUAAGUGCCAUGACCAGUACUGUAUUUAGCCUUCAAGACUUUUUGGAUCAAUAUGUACCUCCUAUGAUUUUUUUUUUUUUUUUUUUUUUUCUGUUUUUACUUGAUGGAUGUAAUAAUAACUGAGGUAUUCAGUCUUUACCUUCUGCACAAUCACUGCCUUUCUGCCAACACGUCUCGUCAUCAAAGCUGAAAACUUAAACUGUGUUUUGUCUUACUUGUUCAAGUUUGUACUGUUUUUAUGAGCAGCAGGUUUUUGCUGUGGACAUUGUUACUCUGACCCAAAGGAUUCCAAAGGCAACUGAAUGUUUGCUCAGUCUGUGGCAAUGUUGUCGUGUUUUUUUUUUUUUGUUUGUUUUUUUUUUUGUUUUUGUUUUAAAUCAUGUUUUGCAUAGAUAAGGUCAAUACAUAAGCCAGAUAACUUUACUGUAGGUUUUUUUAAAUGCAUGUGUGUUCUGUUUGUUUUUCACCUGUAAUUGUCUCUUGUAAAAGUAAAUAAACAGCUAACAUUUUUAUAUCUGAAAUAUUGACUCUAA